AUGGCCACCAACUGGAUGGAUGAUGGUUACUCCAACGACGGCUAUGCGGACGAAUGCCUCAAGCACCACAACUACCAUCGCGCGAACCACGAGGCGCCCGACAUCCAAUGGGACCCAUACCUGGCUUACAUUGCUCAACUGGUCGCUUCCUCUUGCGUCUAUGGACACAACUUAGACUACGAUCCUCAAGCCGGCCAAAACAUCGCUGGUGGCAUGUCAGCCACCAACGUCUCCGGCACCAUCACCGAACUCUGGUACAACGCGGAACUCCCCUACUUCAGCGAACUGUACGGUCAACCAUAUCCCGACAUGACCUACUUUGAGCAAUACGGCCACAUGACUCAAAUCGUGUGGAAAGGUACUGCUUCUGUCGGUUGCGCUACGCAGUAUUGUCCGUAUGGUUUGGCGAAUGCUGGAGGUAUUGAACCGUAUUUCACUGUGUGCAACUAUAAAGAUCCUGGAAAUAUGUUCGGAUAUUAUGAUCAAAUGGUCAGCCCGCCACAAGGUGCACCGGACAUUCACUGGGACAUGUACAAGAAGUAA
Molecule: messenger RNA, 543 nt
Organism: Sphaerulina musiva SO2202
Lineage: Eukaryota; Fungi; Ascomycota; Dothideomycetes; Mycosphaerellales; Mycosphaerellaceae
Product: PR-1-like protein
Exons: 4
Coding region: 1-543 (180 amino acids)
Source: RefSeq, a predicted model, not a curated record